Messenger RNA from Rhinolophus ferrumequinum (greater horseshoe bat), 992 nucleotides. RefSeq names its product SCAN domain containing 1 (gene SCAND1). The transcript has a single exon. Lineage: Eukaryota; Metazoa; Chordata; Mammalia; Chiroptera; Rhinolophidae. The coding region runs from base 207 to 758 and encodes 183 amino acids. The record is from RefSeq and is a predicted model, not a curated record.
GAAAACUUCCGCUUCCGCCCGUCCCCGGCGCCUCGCUGGCACAGGUGAGCUCCGUGCGCUCUCGGUGAGCCCCGCGUCCGCCUUCCUGGAAGUCGUGCGGGCUCAGCCCUGUCGCGGGAAACGUCUCCCUCCUCACCCCGCCCCCGCGCAGACGCAGUGCUGAGCACACAGCCGUGGAACAAAGGGUGACGUUCAGAGCCGGAGUCAUGGCGGCGACCGAGCCGGUCUUGGCGGCCCCUGGGAGCCCGGCGCCGCCACGGGAGAAGGAAGAAGAAGGAGCCGGCCCGAGCUCAGGCCCGGAGAGUAACCCUGCGGGCUCCUCGUCGACUCCUGAGGCGCCACCGCCAGCCCCCGAACAUUCCAACCAAAAUGCCGCCGUCCCCGAAGCGGUUCCUCCGCCUCCCGCGGCGGCGUCCGCGGCCCUGGAGCUGCCUUUCCGUCCUGCACCCCUGGGCUCCGCGCCGCUGGCCGAAGCUGCUCCACGCUCCCCCUCAGGCCCUGGCGGCCUUGGCAGCUCCCGGCCCGGCCCGGAGACGUUCCGCCAGCGUUUCCGACAGUUCCGCUACCAGGACGCUGCUGGCCCGCGGGAGGCGUUCCGGCAGCUGCGGGAGCUCUCCCGCCAGUGGCUGCGGCCUGACAUCCGCACGAAGGAGCAGAUCGUGGAGAUGCUGGUGCAGGAGCAGCUGCUCGCCAUCCUACCGGAGGCGGCGCGGGCCCGACGGCUUCGUCGCCGCACGGAUGUGCGCAUCACCGGCUGAGCGGCGGAGCUGCGGACGGCCUGGUCCGGAGGCUCUCUGGACUUGGAGCCGUGAUGGGGUCUGGGAGCGUGAGCCUGCUCCCCACUCCGCGUUAAUGAAAAACGAGUUCGUGUAGCUCCUGUCGUCUGGUGUCCCUUUCGUUCGUUUUUUACUGGGUUUAUUUUCCCAAGCGUAUUUUCAACCUCCUGGCUGAACCAGUUGGGAGCCCAUGAGAAUAAAACCUGUUAAUAAUCA